Gastrolobium bilobum is the source of this 5962-nucleotide messenger RNA. RefSeq lists its product as uncharacterized. Gene Ontology annotation, molecular function: mRNA binding; poly(A) RNA polymerase activity. The transcript has 16 exons. Gene Ontology annotation, biological process: RNA 3'-end processing. The record is from RefSeq and is a predicted model, not a curated record. Gene Ontology annotation, cellular component: TRAMP complex; nucleolus. The coding region runs from base 62 to 4741 and encodes 1559 amino acids. Lineage: Eukaryota; Viridiplantae; Streptophyta; Magnoliopsida; Fabales; Fabaceae.
AUCAAAUUAGAAUUCUUCUCUCUCAUUUUCAUUCUCAACAUUUCUGAGCUAACUCGCUCUCAUGGCUCACCGUCAACUCAUGGACUCGCUCACCUCACACAUUUCCUUCUACCAUUCCCAAAUUCCAAACCCUAACCCUAACCCUAACGCUAACCCGAGAAUCUCGAUCCUCAAAUGGUUCUCCUCUCUCUCAAUUCACCAGCGCCAAGCUCACCUCACCAUUGUGGAUUCCGAUUUCGUUCAGAUCCUUCUCCAGAUGAUCGCGAAGCUUCAAGCUCACGGUCAUGGCUGCUUUAUCCUCCUCCCUGACCUCCCCUCCGGUGACCCGCCCUUCCUCCCCACCCUCUGCUUCAAGAAGUCGCGCGGCCUCCUCGCCCGUGUCGCUGCCGCCGACUCGAAUGGCGGCGCGGAGCGGUUGCUCUUGGACUCCGCGCGGCUGUUCGAGUCACGGGAAGGGGAGGAGGUCGCUGCCUGCUCGUGCUCGGCUAGGAGCCUCGACGCCAUGACUGUCGCCGAGGGCCUCGUGGAGGACAUGAACCGGUUCGUGGAGGCCAUGGACUGGAUCUCCAAUGGGGGGUUCCUGAGAGGGGAAGAGACUGAGCUUGGGGCGGAUUGGGUUGAGCUGAAUUGGCUGAAAUCGAAAGGAUAUUAUGGCGUGGAGGCUUUUCUCGCGAAUAGGAUCGAGGUUUCGAUGAGGUUGGCUUGGUUGAACAGCAGUGGUGGGAGGAAGAGGGGUGUGAAAUUGAAGGAGAAGUUGAAUGGGGCUGGUGUCGCAACCAAUGUGUUUUGGAGGAAGAAAGGUUGCGUGGACUGGUGGGGGAAUUUGGAUGCUGUGACAAGGAAGAAGGUUUUGUCAACCAUCAUGAUGAAAGCUGCAAAACCUUUGACUUGCGAGGUUUUGAAAGUAGCAAGUAGUGCCUCUGAGGAUGAGAUUUGGCUAUACACUGUGGGAUCAAAUAAACUACUGCAAUACAAUCAUUCUCCGUCAGCUCAAAGGACCAUUCCAACAUUUCCUGAUGAUAUAGAAUUUGGAACAGUUAUUUCACCAGUCACUUUUUGUAAAAAACCUGCUGCUUUAGCCAGAGUCUUUAAUUCCUUAUUUGUGCUUCAGGAUGUUAAUAGGAUGAUAACAUCUAGUCUUAAUAGUGAUUAUGAUAUAGAAAACCUUUUCUUUAGUUCGUUGGGUUCUGUCUGUACAAUAUCUGAUUGUAUAUUAAGAAAAAUUCGAGGAUUUCUGAUGGUUAUUUCCCUUGACUGCACAAAACUUGAACUACUAGAAGAGGAACUUGACAAGUCUUCAUCAGGUAAACCAAAAGAAAAGCUUAGUGUUUCUAACCGUAAAAAGAAGGGACGAACCCGCAACCCUAAAAGGAAAAAUCCUGUUCAAAAGAUGUGUGUGGAUGGUAUUCCACAUGAAAACCCAAUGAAGGAUAUUGAUUGUAUAGUGGAUAAUAAAAACAAGACUGAUAUAGUGGGAUCCAGAAAACUUCCUGAUGUUCCUCUGGGGAGCUCAUCAUCAACUGCAAAUAUGGAUUAUACUGGAGGAUUGGACGUUGGCAAACUUCGAACCACUUCAAGAAGGAGUAGAAAAGAGAAAAAUAAAAAUAAAAAUAAAAAUACCCUUGUUGACAGUGCAGUUGGAGAUUCUCAAAAGUCGAUUAUGGAUGCUGCCUCUGCCCCUGUUAUUCCUGAAGGUGAGGUGGCAAAAUGUGAUAGAUUUUUUGAUAGUUCUAUCAUUCAGAAUGUCAAAAAUGACAAUUCAAUUGGUAAUGACAUCCUUGCUUCAAAUUCAAGCCUUUGUAGUUCUCUUAGUGGGCCUACUAAGGAGAAAAGUUCUACCAGGAAAGUUGAAGGAGAGAAUAUUGAAGAUCUUGCUGAAAGUUGCAAUAGUUUAGGCACUCAGUGUUGUUUUUUGUCAAAUGAAAGGAAAACUUUGUCUUCUGGAUUAGAUACUGUAAAUUGUGAUGUAGAUUGUAAUGCUAUAACUCCAUCAGUAUCUGCAUUGAAGCAUGAUAGUACCUUCGGCAAUGAAGAUACUUGUCCUUUGAACUCAAUAUGUGCUGCCGAAGCUGAUGUAAAGUCAACUGUUCCCAACAAACCGAUUAGAGAGGUUAAUGUAAAAGAAUGUGGGCUGUUGAAGGAGCAAGAUAGAUCUCUAUUUAAAAGUAGAAAUUCAGCUUUCUCAAAAUGCAGUCCAUAUGAGUGGCCUGGUGUACCUUCUAUCUAUUUUCCAUCUUUUAACUCACAUCUCCCUCCUGCCACAGAUAGAUUGCAUCUGGAUGUUGGGCGCAAUUGGCAUAAUCACUUCUGCCAUUCAUUUGUUCCCGCAUUACAGCAGGCAGGAAAUACACCAAUUGAAGGAGGAUGCAACCAAAUUCUGUCUCGGCCUUUUCCUAUGAGUUUCGACUGGCCCCCAGUUUUUCGUGGUGGCAUGACCGCAUCACCAAACUGUAAUUAUGACUCUGGCUUUAUGUCUAGGUGGCAGUGUACCUUUUCAAAAGGGUUGGCUGUUCACAGUGUGCAGGUUGAUGCAAGAGCUCCUGAUGAUGAAAGAAAGUAUUCUGGGGAUAUAUUGGAUUUACCUGAUCCAGCAAAUACGCAGGAGCUAGCUGAUGAAUCUGAUAAUCACUGGGUAUCAGAGGAAGAGUAUGAGGUUCAUGCUGUUUCUGGUAUAGAUUAUAAUCAACAUUUUGGUGGCGGCAUAAUGUACUGGAACCCUUCUGAUUAUCCUGGAAAAGGUUUCUCCCGGCCUCCCUCUCUUAGCUCUGAUGACAGUUUAUGGGCUUUGCGGGAAGCUGACAUGAAUAGGACAGUGGAUGACAUGGUUGCUUUCUCAUCUUCAUAUAGUACAAAUGGUUUAACUUCACCUACUGCUGCUACAUUUUGUUCUCCUUUCGAUCCUGUAGGGACUGGGCCCCAGACUGUUGGUUAUGUGAUGUCAGGUAAUGAAGUAGUACCUGGAAAGGUGUUGCAUUCUUCAUCAGUUACAGAUGCAGCAGUGGAUGAAAAUACUUCUGUUUCUUUGGGUAAUAAUUUACUUGGGGAGAUUGAAGGUAAGGCAGGCGAUUCACAUCCAUAUCCCAUUCUACGCCCAAUAAUUAUUCCUAAUUUGCCAAGGGAAAGGUCAAGAUGUGUCGAUCAUAAAAGCCCUUGUGUUCCUCCUACCAGGCGGGAGCAGCCUCGCAUAAAGCGGCCACCAUCACCUGUAGUGCUUUGUGUACCGCGAGCACCGCGUCCACCCCCACCCUCCCCUGUGAGUGACUCCAGGAAACAAAGGGGUUUUCCAACAGUUAGAUCUGGUAGUUCUAGCCCAAGGCACUGGGGAAUGAGAGGCUGGUAUCAUGAUGGAAGUAAUUUGGAGGAAGCUUGUUUGAGAAUGGAUGGUGCUGAAGUUGUGUGGCCUUCUUGGAGAAAUAACAAUCUUGCAGUGCGACCUUUGAUUCAGCCUUUACCUGCUGCCUUGCUGCAGGAUCGCCUGAUUGCAAUGUCACAGAUAGCCCGUGACCAGGAACAUCCAGAUGUCACCUUUCCUUUGCAACCUCCUGAGUUGCAAAGCUGCUCUGCACAGAGUGCGUCUUUAUCUUUGAUGCAUGCCCUUCUCCAUGAUGAGAUUGACUCUUUCUGUAAACAGGUUGCUGCAGAAAAUAUGGCAAGGAGGCCCUACAUUAAUUGGGCUGUCAAGAGAGUUACCCGAUCUCUGCAGGUUCUUUGGCCCAGAUCCAGGACAAACAUAUUUGGUUCGAAUGCAACUGGUAUGUCUCUUCCAACAAGUGACGUUGACCUUGUGGUUUGUCUCCCUCCAGUGAGGAACCUGGAACCUAUUAAAGAAGCUGGAAUACUGGAAGGUCGUAAUGGUAUUAAAGAAACAUGUCUUCAGCAUGCAGCUAGGUAUCUUGCCAAUCAGGAUUGGGUAAAAAAUGAUUCUCUGAAGACGGUGGAAAAUACAGCUGUAAUAUCUCGUCUUAAGCUGUUAAUUGUUAUUAUAAACUUAUUAGUACCUCAGGAUGUUGUUACUUCAUCAGCUCCUAUUGUACAAUCUUUAAAAGAAGAGCCACAUUGUACUCCUGGCGAACAUGGUAAUGACAGUCAUUCUGAUAUUAUCCAGUCAGAAGAUUCAGCUUUGCCGAAAAGCACCCAAAUAAAUUCUGAUGCCUUGAAAGAGUCCAAAUCAGUUCGUGUUGACAUCAGCUUUAAGUCCCCAUCACAUACAGGACUCCAAACCACAGAAAUGGUUAGGCAGUUGACAGAACAAUUUCCUGCUGCUACUCCUCUUGCUUUGGCACUAAAACAGUUUUUAGCUGAUAGGAGCCUUGAUCAGUCCUACUCUGGUGGCUUAAGUUCCUACUGUUUGGUGUUACUAAUUAUCCGUUUUCUUCAGCAUGAGCACCAUCUUGGCCGGCCAAUAAACCAAAACUAUGGAAGCCUUCUGAUGGAUUUUCUUUACUUUUUUGGGAAUGUGUUUGAUCCUCGCCAAAUGCGUAUAUCAGUGCAGGGAAGUGGACUUUAUAUAAAAAGAGAAAGAGGUUGUAGCAUUGAUCCAAUUCACAUAGAUGAUCCUCUUUUCCCUACAAAUAAUGUGGGAAGGAAUUGCUUCCGAAUACAUCAAUGUAUUAAGGCAUUUUCAGAAGCUUAUUCUGUUCUUGAAAAUGAACUUGCAUUCCUAAAUAAUGAUGGCGAGUCAUGUUCAAGGCCACCUUGCAGACUACUUCCAAAAAUCAUCCCUAGUCUCGAUAUAUCAUAAGAUUCUCACUACAUGAAGACUGAAAGGUUAUUGUCUGAAAGUCUUUUCAUUGCAGCUGCCAUUUUUGUUGUAGCGGCAUCCCUGUUAUCCCAGUUCCUCUGGCAUUUUUGGUGGUGAUUGCUUUGCUGCGCUAGUUGCGGUGUGAUAGGACUACACCAACCUUCACCAUACUGAGUGUCCAUGAUAAUGGCAUAGAUGCGAGUUACUCUAGGAAGUGCACCAUUUGAGGCUCAAACGAGCAUCUCAUGGCAUAGAUGCGAGUUACUCUAGGAAACACACCAUUUUGAGGCUCAGACGAGCAAUGUGCGCGUACCAGUAGCGCCAACACCAAGCUGCCGCCACCAUAUGGUCCACCAGACUUGAACCCUCACGAGGAAUGAUCUUUGUGCCGGCUACCAACUCAUCUGAAGAGAGAGGACGAAAUUAGGUCAUGGAGGAGCUUAGGAAAAUUGGGCCAAUUGAAUAGCAAAAUGGAUCAAGCCCAAAGCACUCUCACUCCUAAGCUUACAUAGAGACAUGGGUCUUUUCUUUGUGUUUAUUUGUGACAUUUGGGCUUGCGAUCCCAUGAUUCAACGGGCUUACUCAGAUCCAAGACUCCUGGUUUCGGCCCAUCAAACUUGGGAACGGCUGAAGACAUCAAAGUUAUGCUGGUUGGCAUUACAAUCUCCAAGUUGUAAAUCUAUCAUCCUCGACCAAUGGGUGUUGCAGAAGUGCAACGGGAUCCAAGUGGAAGUUCUUAUGUUUCUUACAUAAGUGGGUCCCUCCCUACAUUUCAAGCAGUGGGACCUCAAGGAAGAUUUUCGUGGGCUGACCUUCACCUUGAGGACAAGGUGGAAGUUUUAGGGGGAAGUAUUGAUAGGAACACACCAACCUUCACCAUGCUAAGUGUCCAUAAUAAAUGCAGGGAUUUUAUUAUAGGUGGAUUCAAUAUUAAUAAUCAUUGGUGAUUCUUUAUUUAUGAGGUCGAUUUACGGUGAUUGAUUAUGUAAUUAUGGGUGAUUGAUUCCAUAAAUAGGAGAGAAGAGGGGCUCAUUAGGCAUACUAUUGAGCAGUUAGAAAUUGGGAAUUGGGAGACAAGUGCCUUUCGAAAGCCCUAGGCAGGGAGAAUGCAUACCCUCGAAGUUCUGCAUUAUUUAGUCCUUUAUUUUGUUGAGUGACUUGAUCCAUUGUACCUGGAGUUCAUCCCUAUUUUGUUACUAAUAAAAUUUCCGGUUCCUAUUA